AUGGAGAAGCAGGUAGAUGUGGCAGUUGUCGGCGGAGGUAUAUCAGGCCUAACAGCAGCUUAUUACCUCCACAAAAAGGAUCCAUCGUUAAAAAUAUGUGUUCUAGAGGCGAAAGAUCGUGUAGGCGGACGGACCCUGACACUUUCCCUCCAGAGUAGAGAUGGUACCGACUACUGGGACCUAGGCGGACAAUGGGUUUCUAGAUCACAGACAGACAUCAUGGACUUAAUUAAAGAACUUGGAUUGGAAACUUACAAACAGUUCACUGUCGGGUCAAAGAUUAUGCAGAUUGAGAGUGAAAUAGUCAAAAGUUACAAGUCUGAUAUUCCGUCGCUUUCAUUGUUCGCUCUUGUUGAUCUUCAGUGCUUUAUCAUGAAGGUAGAACGGCUCCACAAGCAAAUUGACACCAGGGACCCGUAUAACUGCAGCAGAGGCGAGGAGUGGGAUACCAAAAGUCUGGAGACCUUCCUUAAGGAAUCGUUAUGGACACACGGUGCAUACGAGACAAUAGCGGCAGCCAUUCGCACUACCGUUACCAUGGAACCAGCUCAGAUAUCUACGCUCUACUUCUUGACACUAGUGGCAUCAGCUGGUGACCUUAUGACCCUUUUUGAAGCAAAAGAAGAUGCCGCCCAAGGUUUAAAGGUCAAGGGUGGAACGCAGCAAAUCUCGAAACUUUUAGCGGAGAAAGUCGGGACAGACAAUGUUCUGUUAAAUCAUGCUGUUGAGAAGGUGACACAGAAUGAAGAAAGCGUUCUAUUGGAAUGUAAAAACGGCUUGACAGUGAGUUGUCAGCGAGCAGUGAUUGCCACGCCCCCUAUGGUUACUCGGAAGAUAGACUUUGUGCCACUCCUGUCAUUACAACGACGUGAGAUAGAAAAAUGGAUGCCUUUUGGGAACUACAUUAAAGUAAUAUCGACAUACAGAGAGGCGUUCUGGAAGUCUAACGGUCAAUCUGGGGAAGCAGUGACGUAUGGCGGACCCAGUGACGCAAGCGGAUGUGACGUAGGCCCACUUUCCAUAGUUUUCGAUGCCACAACUCCAACAGGAAAUCCUGCACUAGUGUCUUUCUUAUCGGGAGAUCAAGCCAUACAGUGGGGCAGACAGGAUGCCAAAACCAGAAAAGCGGCUGUAUUGAAGUCUUUAGGAGAUUUUUUCGGACCGGAAGCAAAAAAUUGUCUGGAUUACAUUGAGAAGGACUGGAGUGAGGAGUCGUACAUUGAGGGUGCUGUUGCAGCCGUUAGUACUGGAGCUAUGCGGAACUUCGCUUCCGGUCUUCGGGAACCGCAGGGAAGGUUACACUUUGCCGGAGCUGAGAGUGCCUACCAAUGGCAGGGAUACAUGUCCGGCGGGGUGCAGGCGGGAAUUCGAGCUGCUACUGAAGUCUUAUAUAAACUCCGACCAAAUACCAUCUCAAGUACGGAACUGUCUGGUACCGCUUAUGAUCCUAACUACAGGACACCUCACCACCUCAGACAAAACGUGAAACAAUCUACCAUGACUCGGGCUUUGAUCCUAGCAGUUUUAGUGGGUUUGGUGGCGCUGCUGUACCGGAAGUUCGUUGGUGGAGAUUAG
This is a messenger RNA of Ylistrum balloti, 1575 nucleotides long. RefSeq names its product probable flavin-containing monoamine oxidase A. Bases 1 to 1575 code for a protein of 524 amino acids. The transcript has 11 exons. The record is from RefSeq and is a predicted model, not a curated record. NCBI's taxonomy places the organism in Eukaryota, Metazoa, Mollusca, Bivalvia, Pectinida, Pectinidae. Gene Ontology annotation, molecular function: oxidoreductase activity.